Messenger RNA from Ctenocephalides felis (cat flea), 1608 nucleotides. RefSeq names its product glutamate receptor ionotropic, delta-2-like. Gene Ontology annotation, molecular function: ligand-gated monoatomic ion channel activity. The transcript has 11 exons. The record is from RefSeq and is a predicted model, not a curated record. Gene Ontology annotation, cellular component: membrane. Lineage: Eukaryota; Metazoa; Arthropoda; Insecta; Siphonaptera; Pulicidae. Bases 1 to 1608 code for a protein of 535 amino acids.
AUGGUCCGAACACCAUCCAGAGAUCAGUUCUGGUAUAAUUUUGAGAAUUCUGCUCAAUUGCAGCAAAAUGAAUUAUUCAUUUUAGAUUACUCUUGCUCUGAUGGAAAAAAUAUUUUAGAAAUGACAAAUCAAAAUAAACUUUUCAGUUUUCCAUAUAAAUGGCUAAUCUUACAUGAGCAAAAUGAAGAUUUAACCGCAAAUUUCAUUAAUUUGGAUAUAUUACCUGAUAGCAAUAUUGUUAUGGCAGAAUAUACUUCGACACAUAUUUCUCUGUACCAAAUCUACAAAGCAUCGGUAAAUAACCAACUUAUUAUUGAGCCUUAUGGUAAUUGGACAAUUAAUAAUGGAAUUAUUGACAAUAGGGAGAGUUCUAUUAUUUCGCGGCGAAGGAUCAAUCUGCAAGAAUCAAAAAUUACCUUGUCCUUGGUGAUAACCAAUAAUGAUUCUGUGAACAAUUUGGAUAAUUAUAAAGACAACCAUAUUGAUACAAUAACAAAGAUUGGAUAUAAAUUGUGUAAUCAUUUAAUGGAUAUUGUGAACGCCACAAAGAGUUAUACGACAGUACCAUCAUGGGGCUACAGAGAUCCAAAGGCAGCAGGAGGAUGGAAUGGAAUGCUUGGAGAAUUGAAUAGAGGAGAGGCAGAUAUAGGUACUUCUGCGUUCUUCACUGCGGAUCGUAUACCAAUAAUUGAUUAUAUAACAAUGUCAACUCCUACCCGAACCCGUUUCGUAUUUCGCGCGCCUCCCCUGAGCUACGUCAGCAAUUUAUACGUACUGCCCUUUGGAACUGGAGUCUGGAUAGCUUUGGGUUUGCUUAUCUUAUUUAUGGUGGCAGCGCUCACUCUAACUGGAAAAUGCGAAAUUGAGAGAAGAAUUGGUAUACUGAUGUCUUUAAGCGAUUCAUUACUAAUAUCUCUUGGUGCUGUUUGCCAACAAGGGCCUUCUGAAAAUCCUAGAAAUCCAGCCGGAAGAAUUGUUUCCUUAUUUCUCUUUGUUGCUGUGAUGUUCUUGUAUACAUCAUAUACCGCUAAUAUAGUGUCUUUACUACAAGCGCGGACUUACAGCAUUAGAACGUUGAAAGAUUUACUUCAUUCACCAUUAGAAUUAGGUGCUGCUGAUACCGUAUAUAAUCGGUAUUAUUUUACGACAGCAACAGAGCCCAUACGUAAAGCAAUUUAUGAACUGAAAAUUGCACCAAAAGGCAAAAAGGCCAAAUUCAUGACACUACUUGAAGGCGUUCAAAAAAUUCGAAAGGGAUUUUUUGCUUUCCAAAUGGAGUGCGGUCCAGGAUAUAAAUUAAUGUCAGAGUUGUUUUAUGAAGAUGAAAAAUGUGGCUUAAUUGAAAUAGACUACAUAAGCAUUAUUGAUCCUUGGAUGCCUAUUCGCAAAAGAUCUCCGUAUAAAGAAAUUUUUAAAGUGAAUAUGUUCAAAAUCCGUGAAAGUGGCAUACAGUCUCGAGAAGUAGCCCUCCAUCAAACUGAAAAACCAAAAUGCGCCGCCAGCACUGCCAGCUUCGUCAGCGUUGGCCUCCUCGAUUGCUAUUUUGGAGGAAUGCUAUUAUUUUUUGGUACGAUGUCGUACUCCACUAUUUACAUGUCUCCCAGCUAA